AAAAAAUUAAUAAGUAAGUGGCUGUGUAAGCGGUUUCUGAGACAAAGUCGUCUUUAUUUUAUUCACACGACUAGAAAAAGUUGAAUUCAAGUCAAAUCAAAGUGUCAGAGUAAGUCAAAUUAUCGAUUAAUUGGCAAAAAACGUUGUGUCAAACAUCAAUUAGUUGUUUGUUUUUUAUCUUAAAAUGGCCCACCAACUGGACCGCGUCAUAAUGUGCCCCAUUUGCCUCGACACGAUGACAAAACCGAUAAUUCAGUGCCAAACGGGCCACAGCAUGUGCGGUGAUUGCAUCAAAGACAACUUGGUCACAAGUUGUCCACAGUGCAGAGGCCCGAUUUCCAAAACCCGUAAUUACCAAUUGGAGCAAAUCAUCGAAAAUAUGCCGAAAGAUUUGAAAAGUCCGUGUUUUUUCGCCGAUAAAGGCUGCAAAUACAUGCUUCUUCCGACCGAGAAGGCCGACCAUGAAGUCGAGUGCAAAAAUCGGAAGUUUUUGUGCGAAGGUCGCAAAUUCGCCAAAUGGAAGUGCGAAUGGUUUGGGAAUUACACCGAUUUGGAACAACACUUCAAACAAGUACAUGGGAGUGACAUGGAGUAUAAAAUGCAGACUGAUAUGGACGUAAAUCUUGAUAAAGACUUCAAAGACGUUAAAAUUAUUUCGUUUUUUAACGGGGCUCAGUAUUUUUGGUACAAGUUUAUGGUUGAUGUGAGUCAGCAGAGGGUUUUUUGGGUGUUCCAGUUCAUAGGGCCCAAAAAACAAGCCAAGAACUACUACUACGAGUUUGAGAUUAGUAAUGGACCAAUCAGGAAGUUCAAAGUGACCGAAGUUUGUGAAAACGAUGUCGUAAAGGCUGAAGACUUAUUCCGGGACGAGAAAUGUGUCACACUAACGUUCAAUUCUCUUAAAAGUUAUCUAAAUGACAAGGGAAAGUUACCAAUCAAAUUCCGGAUUAUGGCAAUGAGAAAACACAAUGAAGUUUCAAAAUAAUUAAUACAUUUCGUUUUGUUUAGAUUUAAGCUGUAAUAAAUAUUUUUACGUUCAUA
Tribolium madens (black flour beetle) is the source of this 1041-nucleotide messenger RNA. Its product is annotated as E3 ubiquitin-protein ligase SIAH1-like. Gene Ontology annotation, cellular component: cytoplasm. Gene Ontology annotation, molecular function: ubiquitin conjugating enzyme binding; ubiquitin protein ligase activity; zinc ion binding. The record is from RefSeq and is a predicted model, not a curated record. The coding region runs from base 185 to 985 and encodes 266 amino acids. Lineage: Eukaryota; Metazoa; Arthropoda; Insecta; Coleoptera; Tenebrionidae. Gene Ontology annotation, biological process: multicellular organism development; proteasome-mediated ubiquitin-dependent protein catabolic process. The transcript has 2 exons.